AUGUCCCUCUACCCAACAACCCUCAACGGCCUGCCCAACUGGUACGUCAGACAAAUGCAAGACGAAUACCGCCGACGAGUCCAGAAUGUCUUCUCGGUGGACUACAACCGCAUCCCGGCCGGUCCAGGAGCACAGCAGCAGGCUGCGCAACAACCGAUCCCUAAGCUGAAGAUGCGAUACAAAGUAAACAACGACGGAGCCUGGAAGGAAGUGGUCGUCGUCGGCGACAUCACGCUUGCGAGAUUGAAAGACCGGCUGGCGCUGGGCGAGCAGCAGACUUUGGGAGCGCGGAUCGAGUGUCCGCUUAUCAGAGUGGAGUUCGAUAUUGCGGAGGAAUGUUGGCAAAAGAAGCUUUCGGAGGUGCUGCCUUGGGUUAGCGGGUUCGUGAUCUCCGACAAGGGCAAAGGAAACAAGAUGGUGAGAUUUGACGAUGCCCAGGUGAAGCCGGGGGGUGCGAGGAGCAUUUUCGACAUCCAGCACCAGCUCGAGCGCGAAGGACGAAAGUAA
Molecule: messenger RNA, 507 nt
Organism: Zymoseptoria tritici IPO323
Lineage: Eukaryota; Fungi; Ascomycota; Dothideomycetes; Mycosphaerellales; Mycosphaerellaceae
Exons: 2
Coding region: 1-507 (168 amino acids)
Source: RefSeq, a predicted model, not a curated record